Cavenderia fasciculata is the source of this 582-nucleotide messenger RNA. RefSeq lists its product as uncharacterized. The record is from RefSeq and is a predicted model, not a curated record. The transcript is spliced from 3 exons. Bases 1 to 582 code for a protein of 193 amino acids. NCBI's taxonomy places the organism in Eukaryota, Evosea, Eumycetozoa, Acytosteliales, Cavenderiaceae.
AUGGGUUCCAAAAUAUUAACAUUUUCUUCGAUUGCCUUGUUUGUCAUUUCACUUGUUUUGUUGACCGUUGGUUUUUCAUCCUAUUGGUACGUCUACGAAUCAAGAAUAGACAGUGACACCAAAAUUUAUAUCAAAUACAACAAGGAAAAGAUUGUAGAUGAAGAUAGAGAGACUAGCUACACUCAAGACUGGAGCGACCAAGACGACAGAAAGAAUGAAAAGAAAACCUACAAUAUUGCCCUCGCCUUUGAUGUCUUGGCUUGGAUCGUUACCAUUCUAGUGAUUGGUCUUUUACUCGUGUCACUCAAAGUUUCCAACAAAUUGGUCAAAUUCCUCACUAUUGGUCUCAGUAUCCUCUCUUUGAUUUUCAUCAUCAUCUCGUUUGGUUCUUUUACCAAAUUACCAGAUGCUAUCGACCAAGAUAUCAAGGACAGAAACUUAAUUUGUAAUGAUGAUAUAUGUGAAAAAUUCCUCAAUGGAAGUUCUAAUGGCCCAUCAGUUGGAUGGAGUGUAGUUGUUGCAUCUAUGCUUUUUACCUUUGGAGGUAUCCUUAUUUCAGCUUUUACUCUCCUCAAACACUAA